Molecule: messenger RNA, 4496 nt
Organism: Marmota monax (woodchuck)
Lineage: Eukaryota; Metazoa; Chordata; Mammalia; Rodentia; Sciuridae
Product: zinc finger protein 354A
Exons: 3
Coding region: 2180-4021 (613 amino acids)
Biological process (GO): regulation of DNA-templated transcription
Cellular component (GO): nucleus
Source: RefSeq, a predicted model, not a curated record
UUCAUCACUUUUGAAGAUUCUGUGGAUUUUAGGAGCUCCAUGUCAAGAAAUGGAAUGAAGACCAAGUGUAUAUUUCAUGAUAUCACAUUUUAAAAAAGAAAGUGAAGAGUCAUUUGCUUCUGCAUCUAGAGAUAACCGUUGACAGCCCUUUGGUGUGUAUCCAUAAAAAUCAUUUUAUAUGUCCAUUUAUCUAUGUGCAUAUGUAUAUGUAUUUUAUCUUAAAUUUUUAUUCUAAAAUGUACAUACUGUAUAAUUUUAAUCAUUUUUGAGUGUAUAAUUCAGUGACAUUUUACAAUAAUACAUUCACAUUGUUAAGGAACCAUAUAUAAUACAUUCACAUUGUUAAGGAACCAUCAUCACUAUCCAUCUCCAUUGUAAAUGAUAACAUAAAACAAUAACUUGACUUUAAAGAAAAUAAGAUAACUUACUCUGAACCAAGUAUGAGUGGCACAGAAACAUGGAUUCAAGUUGCCUGAAUGACUUCUUCUGCUGUGGAAGAGAUUACCUGAACUUAUAGCCAAAGAACAAAAGUCAUGAAUCAAUAUUUUUAAGAAAUAUGUUGGUGAGGCCAGUAGGUAGGUGAGCUGUAGCAGAAAGGGAAAGUUUUUCCUAUAGGUAUUGACUGUUGCAGCCUUCUUAGCUUUAGGGUUGGUGGAGACUAGAGGUCUGUUAAGCCGUUAAUACAUUUUAAGAGGUUUACCUAGGAGAAUGUUAGGUGAGAUACAAAAGUUUAAGUAAAUGACUCUUUUUCUAAGGCCAUAAUGUAGCCCAAGCUAAUUUUGACUCUCAACCUGCAACUUGCCAUCUCUCCAUAAUCAGGAUGUUCUCAGCUGAGGUCAGUCUGCUUGAUCUUUAAUAUAGAUGGCACUGGGGAAUAAAACUGACUGAUUUAUGUUAUAUGCAUGUACAACUAUGUCACAAUAAAUUUGAUUAUUAUGUAUAAUUAUAAUGCACCAAUAAAAAUUAAUUCAAAAUAUAGAUGUGGCUUCUUCAAAGAAAUUCAGCUUCUUAUAUAGAUUAUCUCAUUUAUAUAUUUCCUAACCCUAUGAGGUAGGCGUUGAGAAGCAGAUGUACAGAUUGACUAGGAAUGGAGUCUAGGACAACCACUGGGUUUGGAAUUCCAUUUCUAUCACUGACCAGCUGUGUGACUUUUUAAGGACAGAUUUCUUAUCCUUUUCGUACUUUUUUUUUUUUUUUGGUAGAAUAGGGACAAUGAUAUUACCUUCUUAAGUUGUGGUGAAGAUUAAAUAGAUUAUACAUAAAAGAUUAACAUAAAGCUUUAAGAGCAGUACUUUGCCCAUAGAAAGCAUUCAAUAACUGACAGCUAUUUUAAUUUUUGUAAUUACUAUCUUCAAUUCAAAUAAGCAGACAUUGCCUGUCUUAAGUUAUUUAACCUAGUCUUCAUCAAUGAAUAUUUAGGUUUUUUCCAUUUUUUGCUACUGCAAACACCAUGAUAAGUUUUCUUGUAUGUGCAAUUUUGUGUACUGUUCAUUAUAGUACAAAUACAAUCAUUGGUAAGUUAAGAAUAUAAACAUUCCCGGGCUUUGUAAUACGUAUUAUCAAAUCUGUCAGAUCGUUCUAAUUAACACUCCCACUAAUGGCCUUAAUCCCUUUACACAUCUUUUGUAGUGGUUAACACAAGGCCAGUGUGUUAGUCAGCUUUCCAUUGAUGUUACAAAAUACCAAGGUAAUAAGCUUGUAAGGAGGAAAUGUUUAUUUAGGCUCAUGGUUUCAGAGGUUCAGCCCAUGGUUACUUAAGCCUGUCAUUUUGGGCCUGUGGUAGAACAUUACUUCAUGACCAGAAGUGCAUAGCAGAGGAAGCUGCUCACAUCAUGUCUGUUGGAACAUGGAGAGAGAGAAAUAAAAAGGGGCCAAGGUCCCAAAUCCCCUACAAGAGCUCACCCUAUUGGCCUAACUCUCUUUCACUAGGCCACAACUCUUAAAGUUUCCACCACCUCCCAAAAGCAUCUUGGGCUGGGAACCAAGCCUUUAACACCUGGGCCUUUGGGGGUCGCUCAAGAUCCCAAGAUAUAGCAGCUACAUUCAUAAUUCUUUCUGUUGGGUGUGUUUUUCUCACUGGAUGAAUAUUCAUUAAAUAAAAGACCUGGCACCUCGAGAACCUUAAAUAGUAUAAACAGGAUUUCAUGGUAGCCUGUCCUUCUCCAUUUUCUCCAUCUAUAUGCUGUGUGAGGACUGGUCCUGGGAGAGCUGGAAUGGCUUGUUCUUACAGGUAUCAGUGACUUUCGAGGAUGUGGCUGUGCUCUUUACUCGGGAUGAGUGGAAAAAGCUGGAUCCUUCCCAGAGAAGCUUGUACUGGGAAGUGAUGCUGGAGAACUAUAGUAACCUGGCCUCACUGGGAGGACUCCCAUUUAUCAAACCAAAGGUGAUCUCCCUGUUGCAGGAGGGAGAAGAUCCCUGGAAGGUAGAGAAAGAAAACCCUGGAGGCACCUCUCUUGCAUGGAAGAGCCAUCAUAAGACCACAAAGUCAACUCAAACACAAGACUCUUCAUUUCAGAGAUUGAUAAUGAACAGAUCCAGAAGGAAUGGACUUGGACCCUUGGACUUGAAAUCAGAAAAAUCUUGCAUAUAUGAAGGCAAAUUAGAGGAAAAACAGGAUAAAAAGGAAAUUUUUCAGAUAGUUUCAGUCACCCACAAAAAAACCUUAAUUGUAGAAAGAAGCCAUAAAAAUGUUGAAUUUAGCCAGAACUUCAACCCAAAGUCAGUAGUUGUUAGGCAACAGAUAGUUCCCAGAGAGAAACCACCACCAAAAUGUGAAAAAAAAGGAAACACUUUGAAACAUAAUUCAAAUUUACCUAAUCAGCCAAAAAUGACAGCAGAUAAACGCUAUCAAUGUAGUAUGUGUGAGAAGACCUUCAUUAAUACUUCAUCCCUUCGUAAACAUGAGAAAAAUCAUAGUGGAGAGAAAUUAUUUAAAUGUAAAGAAUGUUCCAAAGCCUUUAGCCAAAGUUCAGCUCUUAUUCAACAUCAAAUAACUCAUACCGGAGAGAAACCUUACAUAUGUAAAGAAUGUGGGAAAGCCUUCACUCUCAGUACAUCCCUGUAUAAGCAUCUAAGAACCCACAUUGUGGAGAAAUCCUAUAGAUGUAAGGAAUGUGGUAAGUCCUUCAGCCGAAGGUCAGGGCUUUUUAUACAUCAGAAAAUCCAUGCUGGAGAAAACCCUUAUAAAUAUAAUCCAGGUAGGAAAGCAUCUGGUUGCAACACAUCCCUUCCUGGUCAAAGAGUUCAUCCCAGAAAGAAGUCCUAUUUGUGUAAUGAAUGUGGCAACACCUUUAAAUCUAGUUCAUCCCUUCGUUAUCAUCAGAGAAUUCACACCGGAGAGAAACCUUUCAAAUGUGGUGAAUGUGGGAGAGCCUUUAGUCAGAGUGCAUCACUUAUUCAACAUGAACGAAUUCACACUGGUGAAAAGCCCUAUCGAUGUAAUGAAUGUGGAAAAGGCUUCACUUCUAUUUCACGACUCAAUAGACAUCGAAUAAUUCAUACUGGUGAGAAGUUUUAUAAUUGUAAUGAAUGUGGCAAGGCCUUAAGUUCCCAUUCAACUCUUAUCAUUCAUGAGAGAAUUCACACCGGAGAGAAACCAUGUAAAUGUAAAGUGUGUGGGAAAGCCUUCAGGCAGAGUUCAGCUCUCAUUCAGCAUCAGAGAAUGCACACUGGAGAAAGACCCUACAAAUGCAAUGAGUGUGGGAAAACAUUCAGGUGUAACUCAUCCCUUAGUAAUCAUCAGAGAAUCCAUACUGGAGAGAAACCCUAUCGAUGUGGGGAAUGUGGGAUGUCAUUUGGCCAAAGUUCAGCCCUUAUUCAACAUCGAAGGAUUCAUACAGGAGAGAAACCCUUUAAAUGUAAUACUUGUGGGAAAACUUUUAGACAAAGCUCCUCACGUAUUGCACACCAGAGAAUUCAUACAGGGGAGAAACCCUAUGAGUGCAACACAUGUGGGAAACUUUUCAACCACAGGUCAUCCCUUACUAAUCACUAUAAAAUCCAUAUGGAAGAAGAACCCUAGAAAGUAGAUUUGCAUGUGUAAAAGCCUUAAACCAAAGCUCAUCAGAGAACACAUACUUCAAGAGUGAUGUAAUAGAUAUUGAAAAAGCCUAUAAUCAUUUAGUGCCCAUUAGCUAUCAAAUCCCAUGGACAAUCUUGAUUAUGUAAUAGCUAAAAGGAAAGCAUUCAUGCCUGUCACUUUUUAAAAUAACCUGAGAAUUCAUAAGUGGAGACACUAACUUUGGGCAUUUGUAAAAUAAAAGGUGUUUGAUUUUCCUCUUUCCUACAGCAGUGUAGUCUAGCUAUCACAUGUGAUCAUCAUAAACAUCAAGUGGGUAGGGAUUUCUCUGGUUUUCUCAUAAAAACACCAAACUCUACACUGGUGAUAUUUUUUAUAACAUUUUAGUAGCAUAUGAGUGAAUGAAUCAAAGAAAUUAUACAUUUUUAAUGAAAAGGACCAAAAUAAAAGAUUAAAAUAAACUGUAAACUACCUCUCA